Phycodurus eques (leafy seadragon) is the source of this 2784-nucleotide messenger RNA. RefSeq names its product XK-related protein 7-like. Gene Ontology annotation, cellular component: plasma membrane. The coding region runs from base 1 to 1824 and encodes 607 amino acids. The transcript has 4 exons. Lineage: Eukaryota; Metazoa; Chordata; Actinopteri; Syngnathiformes; Syngnathidae. The record is from RefSeq and is a predicted model, not a curated record. Gene Ontology annotation, biological process: engulfment of apoptotic cell; apoptotic process involved in development; phosphatidylserine exposure on apoptotic cell surface.
AUGGCCGCUAAGUCUGAUGGAGCAGCGGUGGCCGUGGAAGAUGACAACCCGCCCAGGAGCCUCUCGGAGCCAAGGCAAGUCACCACCGCCGCCGCCGCCUGCGCCGCCUCUCCCACUGUCGUGUCCCGGCGCGGCCCGUCGGGCGGACAGGCGUACACGCUGCUGGACUGCUGCUGGGUAUUGUGCGCCCUUCUCGUCUUCUUCUCCGACGGCGCCACCGACCUGUGGCUGGCCGCCGACUACUACCUGCGAGACGACUACUGGUGGUUCGGCCUGACGCUCGUCUUCGUCGUGGUGCCGUCGGCCGUCGUGCAGGUCCUCAGUUUCUGGUGGUUCGUGUACGACUACUCGGAGCUGAGCGGCGCUCACGGGUCGGCUGGAGCGACGGGCGAAGCGACCGGCGACUCGGCGUUGGGAACCAAGGACAGCGACCAGCGCGGUCCGGGCGCGGCGAACGCGGCGAACGCCACCGCCGUCCCCGCGUCCUCCUGCUCGUCUGCAGCGACCGAGAGGAGCGGGCGACCUCGGAGAUGUUGCGCCGUGUGCGUGUGGGUCUUUCAAACGGUGCUCCAUGCUUUGCAGCUGGGACAAGUGUGGAGGUACAUCCAUGCCCUCUACCUGGGCGCCCAGAGUCGUUGGCACGGUGACGGUUCCCACCACCGCUUCCACUGGCGGCUGAUGUUCGAGAGCGCUGACAUCACUAUGCUCCGCAUCCUGGAGGCCUUCCUCAAGUCAGCACCGCAGCUUGUGCUGCAGCUUAGCAUCAUGAUCCAUGGAAACACUGUCCUUCCACUGCAAGGUCUGUCGGCCUCAGCGUCCCUGGUGUCACUAGCCUGGAUGAUUGCGUCCUACCAGAAGGUUCUGAGGGACUCCCGUGAUGACAAGCUCUCCAUGUCCUACAAGGCCGUCAUCGCCCAGAUCCUCUGGCACCUUUUCACCAUCGGGGCCAGGACUGUGGCCUUUGCCCUCUUUGCCUCCGUCUUCCAGCUCUAUUUCGGAAUAUUCAUCGUCACUCACUGGUGUAUAAUGACAUUCUGGAUCAUCCAAGGUGAGACCGACUUCUGCAUGUCCAAGUGGGAGGAGAUCAUCUACAACAUGGUGGUGGGCAUCAUCUACAUCUUCUGCUGGUUCAACGUCAAGGAGGGCCCCAGCCGCGUCCGCAUGACCGUCUACUACACCGUGACAUUGGCUGAGAACGUGGCGCUGACAGCCGCCUGGUACACGUACCGUGGCCCUCACACCUCCGACUCCUACGCCCUGGUGGUGGUGUGCCUGGUGGCCUGCAGCUUCGCCUUGGGGACUUUCUUCAUGUUAGUCUACUACUGCUGGCUGCAUCCUGAUGGGCCGGUCUUGGGCACAAAUUGGGGGGGCUGCGUGGAUGAGGGGAUAGUGAGUGCAAGUGGUGUAGUGGGUGUGAUCGAUGCCUGUCUCACCCCGUCCCAAGGCUCACAAACGGACAUGGUGAUCACCAGUCCUCCCAGGACUCUCCCCAGGACUAAAGACAUGGGGGACAUGGUUGCUGGGGAGCAGGAUAGAGACAGGGAAAGGGAUCGGGAUAGUUGCCUGCCGGUUUUUCAGGUGCGUCCUUCCCCUUCAUACUCCCCAGCACUCCUCCACAGGACCUCCAGCUCCCAAGAGGGCCCUGUGAUCAGGAUCGACCUCCCAAGGAAGAGAUAUCCAGCCUGGGAUACCCACUUCAUUGACCGCCGCCUCCGCAAGGCCAUCCUACUUCUGGAGACUACAUCAGCAGUCAGUCCCAGGAUACAGUACAGAAGUAGCAUGAUGGGCAGCAAAGAGGUGCUGGAGUACGAGACUACAGUUUAAGUCGACGGGCGUUCUUCAAAUGAGAAAUGUAGUCUGGGAUCAAGACUCAGCCAGAGACCAGUUCUCCUCCUAGGACUCCCUUGCCAGGAGAGAAUUGGACAGGGAACAUGGACAGUCAACUGUUUUUCAUUAAAGAUAGGUGUGAAAACUUGAUUGUAAAAUGUGAAGCGCAAUCUCUGGCCAAGGCACUCAUUCCGCUUGACCAGGUCCAGGUUGAAGCUCCAUCCUUGAGCUAAUGAGGGAAUAGGAAUCGGAUAAUCUUCGUCUAAUUGAAAUGCUUGUAGGUGAGAAACGUAAUCUCCCAUUGUGGGACAGAGAAUUACAGUAUUAGAUUUCAUCCCACAUGGUCAGAAUGACAUAAAUGAGCUGGUGCACGAACAUACAGUAAGCCUGAGACUGUGGAGACCCCCACCCCCUACUACUAAAGAGAGCGAGAGAGAGAAUUUGAAGACUGUUUUGUCAGGGUGGUAGAAUGGCACAUGGAAUUGUUGUGAAGCAAAAUUAUAUGAUGAUUUUCCACAAUUUAAAUGUUUCCCUUAAUCAAAAUUGAAAUGGAAAAAAAAGGUCAAAACUGGGCUGCAGUAUAAAAAUGUCAAAUAUGCGGAUAAUUAAAAAAAAAAAAAAUGUCACCAUAUCAGUAGAUGGAGCCCAGUUUUAACUUAACAUUGAGGGGACAAUUCAUCUUGACUAGUGUCUCACCAAGUCAAGACCCAGUCCCAACUUCCCUCCAGUUGAUUGCAUGUCCUUCUUCUGACCUCUAAGAGCACCACACACGUCUAUUUAGGUCCAGAUGAAGUGUUAACGUCAAAUGACCAAGGACUGAUGUGACUCGAGAGCCACCUCACACUGAUGUACAGUCAAGUAAAUACUAAUGUCAGAUAUAAGCUAGUAAAACACGUAGUUACUGUAGGUGACGAGUGACUCGACAGAGUCUAAAUGUUCAUUCAAGUUGACUUUUAG